Molecule: messenger RNA, 6430 nt
Organism: Pyrus x bretschneideri (Chinese white pear)
Lineage: Eukaryota; Viridiplantae; Streptophyta; Magnoliopsida; Rosales; Rosaceae
Biological process (GO): recognition of pollen; protein phosphorylation
Molecular function (GO): protein kinase activity; ATP binding
Source: RefSeq, a predicted model, not a curated record
CCUUUCACUUUGGGCCAACUACUGUUCAACUAUGCAGCAUUGAAUGAUUGCCACAGGAUCAACAUUCUCUACGAUAUAUGUUAAUUAAGUUGUCAAUCUUUUGGUAGCAGUAGCCUCUCCUUAAUUAAUGAUGUUUCUCAGAGGGAGGUUAACAAGAUCAAAUUACGAGGUUGCAUGGUUUGCGAAUCGCAUGCUGUUUUCCAUCCUCGUUUCAUAUGCUUUAGCAAUCUUGUUGUGCUCAUCGCACUCAGUUUGCUUUCGCUAUACUACAGAUACAAUAACAUACGACACUCCAAUUAUCGACGGUGUUGAAUCAGGGACUCUUGUUUCAUCUGGAGGAAGAUUUGAACUCGGAUUCUUUAGCCCUUCACCUACAGGAACUCAAAGAUAUGUUGGCAUAUGGUAUCACCAACUGAGUCCGAGGACAGUGGUAUGGGUUGCCAACAGAGAAUCCCCAGUUCUCAAUUCCACCAGAACCGGAUCUCUUGCACUCCAAGAUGGGAACCUCCAUGUGUUGGAUAUUACUGGAAAGAGUUACUGGUCAACGGGGCUUGAAACAUCCAAGUCUUCAACACGGACUGCGAAGCUCAUGGAUUCCGGGAACCUUGUCCUAAGCAGCGGCGAUGAUCAGUUGGCAGUGAAUAUUCUGUGGCAGAGCUUUCAAAGUCCAACUGAUACAUUCAUUCCUGGGAUUGUAAUGAAUAAAAGCUUGGAGUUGACUUCAUGGACAGGCGAAGAUGACCCGGCAAGCGGGCAAUUCAUCUUCAAACAAGAUCCAGAUAAAGAGAACCAGUAUGUCAUCACAAAAUCAUAAUCAAAAAUUGAAUCGAUUCCGUACUGGAAAGGCGGAGAACAGGCACCUGUUACAUUUUACAGCUUUGAUCAAAUGCUUCCUGCGGUUACUUACUUACUAUCAAAUUUCAGCAAGAAAUAUGUUGUUAGAAAUCCCAAAAUUAUCAGGAAUGCGAGUCAAAACUCCGCUCAUAAAAACAUAGCAAUUCCUCCACGAUCAGAAUACAAUUAUACAAGGUUGGUGAUUAAUAUUACUGGAGAGAUACAGUUUUGGACGUGGAUUAAUUCCACAAAGCAGUGGAAUUUGUAUUGGUGGGCGCCAAGAGAUAACUGCAGUGUGUUAAAUGCUUGCGGCAACUAUGGCAGCUGCAAUUAUAAUAACAGGCCGUUUCUGUGCAAAUGUUUGCCAGGUUUCAAACCCCUGGAUCUACAGCAGUGGAAUUCUGGAGACUUUUCAGGUGGAUGCACAAGAAAGUUCGCAUUAUGUGGCGACAACAAGAAUGAUACCUUCUUGAGCUUGAAGAAGAUGAAAGUGGGAAACCCAGAUUCAGAAAGAAACGUUGACAAUGAAACAGAAUGCAGGAACGGGUGCUUAAAUAGCUGCUCGUGCAAGGUUUAUUCAUAUACUAAAUCUGAAAACAGUAGUAAUCGAAAUGAGGCGGCUACUUCAUUGUGCAGAAUAUGGAACGCGGGAGAUCUAAAUAAUCUUGAAGAAGAGUAUACCAAUACGGGCCAAGACCUCUAUGUUCGUGUUGCGUUGUCUGAUUUAGAAUCAACUGUAAGAGACUGUAAGCCUUGCGGCACAACCAUCAUCCCUUAUCCCCUGAGCACAGGACUGGGUUGCGGUGACCCCAUGUACUCCCGUUUCAAGUGCAACAACUUCACAGGUCAGGUUAGCUUUGUGGGACUGAAUGACACCUCGUUUAGAGUUAUUAGCAUAAACUCAAGUACCCAGAGAUUUUUCAUCCAAGGCCCCCAGACCGAAAAUGUAGAUAACUGUGAUCCUAGAAACAGUGCGGCUAAUUGGCAGAACAAUCCAUCAUUUCCAUUUGAAGUAAUCAGUCCGUGUAAGGCUGACCUGGGUAAUUUUAGUUCUGAAGUACUUUCAUCCGGAGGUCCUAAAGUAGUGGAGAUGGGUUGGGAGCUACCAAAGGAACCAACCUGCACAACAUCUGCAGACUGCGGGGGUUGGGCACAUUCAAUUUGCAAGAGUGCACGAGAUGGAAAGAAAAGAUGCCUGUGCGAAGCCAAUUUUCGAUGGAAUGGCUCGAUAUUAAGAUGUACUCAAGAAGGUAAUCUUCUAGGACAACCAAAAGAAGAGCAUACGAGAAGAAAAUUGCCAUUGCCUCUGAUAAUUGUAGCGGUGCUUUUAAGUGUGAUUUUUCUGGCGUGCAUCGUCAUUUCCAUUUAUAGAUGGCGAAGAAAUAUGAACAACAAACGAGAUCAAAUAAGACGAGGACAAUUUGAUAGUGAAAGGAGAGUCAAGGAGUUGAUAACCACAAGCGAGUUCAAGGAAGAGGAAGGUAUAGAUGUACCUUUUUUUGAUAUGCAAACUAUACUGGACGCUACAGAUAAUUUCUCAAAUGCAAACAAGCUUGGACAAGGGGGAUACGGGCCUGUUUACAAGGGAAUGUUUCUUGGAGGCCAAGAAAUCGCGGUGAAAAGGCUAUCAAGGGUUUCAGGACAAGGCUUACAGGAAUUUAGAAAUGAGGUGGUGCUGAUCGCCAAACUUCAACACCGAAACCUUGUUAGACUUAAGGGCUAUUGCAUGAAAGGAGAAGAAAAGAUCUUGCUCUAUGAGUACAUGCCUAACAAAAGUUUAGACUCCUUUAUAUUCGAUCAUACAAAACGUAUGUUUCUCAACUGGGAGAUGCGUUUUAGCAUCAUUUUGGGAAUCGCUCGAGGGCUUCUUUAUCUUCAUCAAGAUUCCAGAUUGAGGAUCAUUCAUAGAGAUUUGAAAACCAGCAACAUUCUCCUAGAUGAGGAGAUGAACCCCAAAAUAUCUGACUUCGGUUUAGCGAGGAUUGUUGGAGGCAAGGAAACUCAUGCAAACACAAACACUAUAGUUGGAACUUAUGGUUACAUGUCUCCAGAGUAUGCAUUGGACGGAACUUUCUCAGUGAAAUCAGAUGUCUUUAGCUUUGACGUGGUUCUUCUUGAGAUAAUCAGUGGAAAAAAGAACACAGGCUUUUAUCAAUCGAAACAAACUUUCAGCCUCAUAAAUUAUGCAUGGAGACUCUGGACAGAAAACAAGGUGCUGGAUUUAAUGGACAAGACUCUGGAAGAAAGUUGCAACGAAAGCCAGUUUAUCAAGUGUGUCAAUGUCGGACUCUUAUGCGUACAAGAAGAUCCGAGCGAUCGCCACUCCAUGUCGAAUGUGAUCACCAUGCUCGACAGUGAAACUGCAAUGUGUCCAGCUCCUAAACAGCCAGCAUUUCUCACAAGGAGAGGCAACUCCAGCACAGCUUCUUCUUCUAGUAAGCCAGAAAUUAUAUCUGAAAUAACCAAUAGUUUGGUUGAAGAUACAAUAACAUACGGCACUCCAAUGAAUGAAUCAGAAACUCUUGUUUCAUCUGGAGGAAGAUUUGAACUCGGAUUCUUUAGCCCUUCAUCUAAAGGGACUCAAAGAUAUGUUGGCAUAUGGUAUCACCAAUUGAGUCCGAGGACAGUGGUAUGGGUUGCCAACAGAGAAAAGCCAGUUCUCAAUUCCACUGGUACCAGACGCCUUGCACUCCAAGAUGAUGACCUCCAAGUGUUGGAUGCUACUGGAAAGAGUUACUGGUCAACGGGGCAUGAAACAUCCAAGUCUUCAGCACGGACUGCAAGGCUCAUGGAUUCCGGGAACCUUGUUCUAAGCAGUGGCGAUUUGGCAGAGAAAUUUUUGUGGCAGAGCUUUCAAAGUCCAACUGAUACAUUCAUUCCUGGGAUGGUAAUGAAUAAAAGCUUGGAGUUGACUUCAUGGACAGGCGAAGAUGACCCGGCAAGCGGGCAAUUCAUCUUCAAACAAGAUCUAGAUAAAGAGAACCAGUAUGUCAUCACAAAAUCAAAAUCAAAAAUUGAAUCGAUUCCGUACUGGAAAGGCGGAGAACACGCAACUGAUACAUUUUACAGCUUUGAUCAAAUGCUUCCUGCGGUUACUUACUUACUAUCAAGUUUCAGCAAGAAAUAUGUUGUUAGAAAUUCCAACAUUUUCAGGAAUGCGAGUCAAAACUCCGCUUAUAAAAACAUAGCAAUUCCUCCACGAUCAGAAUACAAUUAUACAAGGUUGGUGAUUAAUAUUACUGGAGAGAUACAGUUUUGGACGUGGAUUAAUUCCACAAAGCAGUGGAAUUUGUAUUGGUGGGCGCCAAGAGAUGAAUGUAGUGUGUUUAAUGCUUGCGGCAACUAUGGCAGCUGCAAUAGUAAUAAUUGGCCGCUUCUGUGCAAAUGUUUGCCAGGUUUCAAGCCCCAAUAUCUACAGCAGUGGAAUUCUGGAGACUUUUCAGGUGGAUGCAUAAGAGACUCUGUGUUAUGCGGCAACAACAAGAGCGAUACCUUCUUGAGCUUGAAGAAGAUGAAAGUGGGAACCCCAGAUUCACAAAUCAACGUUGAGAAUGAAACAGAAUGCAGGAACGGGUGCUUAAAUAGCUGCCUGUGCAAGGCCUAUUCAUAUGCUAAAUCUGGAGAGUAUAGUAAUCGAAGGGAUGCUAAAUUGUGCAGAAUAUGGAACUUGGGAGAUCUAAAUAAUCUUGAAGAAGAGUAUACCGAUGCAGGCCAGGACCUCUCUGUUCGUGUUGCGUUGUCUGAUUUAGAAUCAACUGUAAGAGACUGUAAGCCUUGUGGCACAACCAUCAUCCCUUAUCCCUUGAGCACAAGUCCGGAUUGCGGUGACCCCAUGUACUUCCAUUUCAAGUGCGAAAACUUCACAGAUGAGGUUAAAUUUGUGGGACUGAUUCCUGGGCUGAAUGAAACCUUGUUUAGAGUUAUUAGCAUUAACUCGAGUUCACAGAGAUUUUUCAUCCAAGGCUUCCAAACCGAAAAUGUAGAUAAAUGUGAUCGUAUGAACAGAGGGGUAAAUUCGCAGAUCAAACCAUUUAAAGUAAUAAGUUUGUGCAAUGCUGACCUGGGUAAUUUUAGUUCUGAAGUACUGUCAUCCAGAGGUCCGAUUGUAGUCGAGAUGGGUUGGGAGCUACCAGUACUGGAACCAACCUGUGAAAAAUCUUCAGACUGCACGGAUUGGCCACAUUCAAUGUGCAAUCCUGCAAGCGAUGGAAAUAAAAGAUGCCUUUGCAAAUCCAGUUUUCGAUGGGAUCACUUGAAAUUAAGAUGUACUCAAGAUCAAAUAAGACGAGGACAAUUUGAUAGUGAAAGGAGAGUCAAGGAGUUGAUAGACACAAGCGAGUUCAAGGAAGAGGAAGGUAUAGAUGUACCUUUUUUUGAUAUGCAAACUAUACUAGACGCUACAGAUAAUUUCUCAAAUGCAAACAAGCUUGGACAAGGGGGAUACGGGCCUGUUUACAAGGGAAUGUUUAUUGGAGGCCAAGAAAUUGCGGUGAAAAGGCUAUCAAGGGUUUAAGGACAAGGCUUGCAGGAAUUUAGGAAUGAGGUGGUGCUGAUUGCCAAACUUCAACACCGAAACCUUGUUAGACUUAAGGGAUAUUGCAUGAAAGGAGAAGAAAAGAUCUUACUCUAUGAGUACAUGCCUAACAAAAGUUUAGACUUCUUUAUAUUCGAUCAUACAAAAAGCAUGUUUCUCAACUGGGAGAUGCGUUUUAGCAUCAUUUUGGGAAUCGCUCGAGGGCUUCUUUAUCUUCAUCAAGAUUCCAGAUUGAGGAUCAUUCAUAGAGAUUUGAAAACCAGCAACAUUCUCCUAGAUGAGGAGAUGAACCCCAAAAUAUCUGACUUCGGUUUGGCGAGGAUUGUUGGAGGCAAGGAAACUCAGGCAAACACAAACACUGUAGUUGGAACUUAUGGUUACAUGUCUCCAGAGUAUGCAUUGGAUGGAACUUUCUCAAUGAAAUCAGAUGUCUUUAGCUUUGGCGUGGUUCUUCUUGAGAUAAUCAGUGGAAAAAAGAACACAGGCUUUUAUCAAUCGAACACUUUCAGCCUCAUAAAUUAUGCAUGGAGACUCUGGACAGAAAACAAGGUGCUGGAUUUAAUGGACAAGACUCUGGAAGAAAGUUGCAACGAAAGCCAGUUUAUCAAGUGUGUCAAUGUCGGACUCUUAUGCGUACAAGAAGAUCCGAGCGAUCGCCACUCCGUGUCGAAUGUGAUCACCAUGCUCGACAGUGAAACUGCAAUGUGUCCGGCUCCUAAACAGCCAGCAUUUCUCACAAGGAAAGGCAACUCCAGCACAGCUUCUUCUUCUAGUAAGCCAAAAAUUAUAUCUGAAAUAACCAAUAGUCUGGUUGAAGGUAGAUAAUUAAAGCACGACUGAUACUCUAAUUUUUCACUCUUUCAUAAACCCUUGACCUUUUCAUGUCGCAUUUGUUUUCUUUCUGUAUAUUUAACGCUUAACGGGUAAUUGUAAAAGCCUAUCUCUGAUGUUUCUGGUCCCAAAAGUUUGAGUUUGACCUCUUUGCUGUGUGACUUGGGCUCAUCGUGUAUUCUUUUCUUUCUUAUCCUGGAAUCAACUUGGAAUGAAUGUUUUUCUUUUUUA